Messenger RNA from Rosa rugosa (rugosa rose), 1053 nucleotides. RefSeq lists its product as uncharacterized. Lineage: Eukaryota; Viridiplantae; Streptophyta; Magnoliopsida; Rosales; Rosaceae. The record is from RefSeq and is a predicted model, not a curated record. Bases 1 to 1053 code for a protein of 350 amino acids. The transcript has 2 exons.
AUGGGGAUCUCAAUACUCAUUUUUUUCAUCAAAGCACUUUACUCCGCAGAAGCUGGAACAAAAUCCUUUCGGUUAAACAACCAUCUUGGCCAGUGGUUAACCACUGAGGCUUUGAUUGUCCAGCAUCUCAACAGUUAUUUUAGGGAUAUGUACACAGCCACACCAACUGACCAUGUCCAAAUAGUUCUGGAUUUCAUUGACCUGCUGGUCACUAAUGAGAUGAAUGCUUCUCUUAUGGCUACCAUCUCCCUAGAGGAGGUUAAAGCAGCAGUUUUUGAAUUGGGAGCUCUCAAAGCCCCCGACCCGGAUGGUUUCUCUGGUUCUUUCUACCAGACAUAUUGGAACAUUAUCAAGGAGGACAAUAUCUUGGUGGCCCAAGAGUUGUUCCACCAUCCCAAACUCUUGAAAUCCGGUACAGAAGGGGAAUUUGCUCUUAAACUCGACAUGAACAAGGCUUAUGACCGAGUGGAUUGGAAUUUUCUAGAGAUGGUGCUGUUUAAACUUGGGUUCCACCAUACCUGGGUUCGCCUUGUUAUGAAUUGUGUAACAUCGACUUCAAUGACUCUCCUUAUCAAUGGCUCUCCAGGCAGGAAAUUUAGACCGACAAGAGGUUUACGACAAUGUGACCAGCUCUCCCCCUUUCUCUUCCUGUUCAUCAAUGAUGUGUUAUCUACAAUGAUUAGAAAGAUAUAUAACGCAGGUCUUUUAGAUGCUAUCAAGCUUAACACUAACGACCCUUUGGUUAGCCACCUCUUUUUUGCCGAUGACUCAAUCUUCUUUCUCAAGGCCACUUUGUCCAAUUGUGAGGUUUUGUCUGACACAAUUCAUCAGUAUUGCUGUGCUUCGGGUCAAUCUAUCAACAAGCAAAAGUCCACUUUGUUCUUCAGCCACAACACCCAACCAGAGAUAGUUCAUCUAAUCAGUUCGGUUCUGGACAUGAAAUCGGUCCCAAAUCUGGGCCAUUACUUGGGUCUUCCUACUGUUUGGGGUAGAUCAAAGCUCUCUGCUUUGGCUUAUGUUAAAGAAAACAUCCUUCAGAAGAUAACAUGUUGA